AUGCAGUUUCCCUUCUGCUGCACCAGACUUAGAUGCCUGGUGGUAGUGAGGGGUGAGGUUUGGACCAGGGUGCUGGGGCAGCCCUGGGAGACCCUCCCUGCCGCUCCUUGGAGCCACAUGUACAAGAUGAAGAAACCACCUCCAGGGGACAGCACCUUCUUGCCCAAAUCUCCCAACGAAGGUCCGAUCUACGAACUAGCAUCGGACACUGAGGACAGGGAGAAGGUGCUCCGAGCCAACAAGAAGAGUACCACGGAGUCGCCGGAUUGCAACGAGGUGGCGCCACGAGCGGUGCCCACGCCCGACAUCGUUAUCGCGCUGUCGACCAACAACGACGUGAAAGAACACAAAAAGAACGAGAAUACAAGGCACAAAAGAGUAAGGAAGCAGCCGCCCACCGGUCCAUUUUAUGAAGAAGAAAUGUCUGAGCACCACAACGAAGUAGAUAACGAAGAAUCUAUGCCGACUGAGAAGCCAGCUGACCCUAUUUCGGAAGAGAAAUUCUACGUAAACGCUUAUGGAGUCACACAAAAACCAUACAAGUCUCAGCACCACCAAGUGGCCUGGACGGAGAUCCCGAAUGGCCAGUGGAACGAACACGAGCCUAUUCCAGAUGUCGACACCACAGUCAGGGACGGUAGCCACCAGCCCGAGUUCCCUCCUCUAGAAGAAAAACAACCAGUCUUCAAGGAAGAGAAACCUACCAACCUCCAAGCGUUGGUAGACGCCAUCGGCACCAGGAUGAGAGACAUCGAAAACGUGGUGCAAAGGAUGAGCGAGAAGGUACAUCAGGCGAAGACUCCCACUCCUGAGUUUAGCAGUGCUGAGAAAAGGUCACUGUCAGAUGUGGAAGGAACCCCUCCACCGAGGAAACACCAUAAAGGGGAGAAGGAACACGGCAAGGACCGGACUAAGAGACCCAACCCUGAUGGAGACCAUUACAAAAGGUUCUCAGUAAGGAAUAGAGGCAGCAAGUACCUCCACGCAGCGACAGACAGCACGACGGAACAGCCUCUCUUCGUGGAAGACAACAACAUGAACGGCUACUUCAGCGACGCUAGCAACAGCGUGCUGAGGAGAGCUAACCCUCCCAAGGAGCCCCAAGCCACCUACAUGGCCCCUGUCGAUAACCGUCGCAAGUCCACCCACAUCCUAUCAGACGUCUCAGAAGAACUGGAGAAGAAGAAGAAAAAACACUCGCAUAAGAAGAAGAAAGGCAAAGGCAGAAGCCAUAAGAAACACCAUAAAGAAGACAAGAAGAAGCGAGUGAAUAAAGUUAACUCCGUGGAGCUGGAUAGGAAUGUGGUCUCGCUGGAAGACAGUAGUGCUAUGGCUAGAAAAUGAUUCCCAAUAGUACUUACAGACAAACCUAUCGAAACAACACACAAAGGCUCAGAACAGACGGUGAAACGCAAAUGCAACGAAACUGCAACUUUCUGAUCGUUCUGAUGCAACUUUCUGUUGAUUCUGAUGAAUGAAACUGAAACUGAAAGUUUCAAACUGGUCGCGUCAUGUGUGGUCUCUCAACGGACGCUAUGGCAGAAACUUAGAUGCAAUUAACUCAAAAACAGUUGCAGUUUCGUUGCAGUUGCGUUUCACCGUCUGUUCUGGGCCUAAGUUCUCUUCAAAUAAUGAUCAUUUCGGCCACAGGACGUCCACUGCUGAACAUAGGCCUCCCCCAAUGAUUUCCAUAUUGGCCGGUUGGUAGCGGCCUGCGUCCAGCGCCUUCCUGCUAUCUUUAUGAGGUCGUCGGUCCACCUUAGGAUUACACUGCGUUUUCCGGUACGUGGCCUCCAUUCCAGAACCUCGCUGCCCUCUUCAAAUAGUAAUAUUACUAAACUAGACAAGCUAUUUGGAAUAAGUCUGGUUAUAAGUACUUAAUGCCCAUUUUCACCAUCAAUCCCUAAUUUUUAAGUGACCCCUAUGGUAACACAUAACAGGAAUUUUGUUUUCAAAGGGGUCACUUAAAAUUAGGGAUUGAGGGUGAAAACGGGCAUUAGUCUUUUAUUUUUGAUUUAUUUCAAACUAGCUUUUGAAGAGCUUCACGCGUGAAAUUCAGUUUGUUACAGAUGUUUAAAUUAUAAUAUUGUAGUUUCAUCAAAAUCCGUUCAGUAGUUUUUGCGUGAAAGAGUAACAAACUUUCGCGUUUAUAAUAUUAGUAAGAUUUUGU
Ostrinia nubilalis (European corn borer) is the source of this 2170-nucleotide messenger RNA. RefSeq lists its product as uncharacterized. Bases 1 to 1344 code for a protein of 447 amino acids. The transcript is spliced from 11 exons. Lineage: Eukaryota; Metazoa; Arthropoda; Insecta; Lepidoptera; Crambidae. The record is from RefSeq and is a predicted model, not a curated record.